ACUCUCCGCCGUCCGUUCCGUUCACUGGAGAUCCUUUCCUUCCUUCCGGCCUCAUCCACCAGACCACCACCACCACCCUCGUCGUCUCCUCCUCCCCCCACUCCCGUCCCGUCUCCUUUCUUUAAUCAAAACCAUCCUCUCCUCUCCCAAAAAUCCCAAUCCCCACUAAUCCCACCGCUGAUCCCUUUCCCAAAUGCUACUAACUAUGAACACCGGCCGCGGCCUCUCCACGCCCAAUCGCUCCUUUCCCUGCGGCGGUUCAUCUUCUUCUCCUUCUCGGGCCACCGUACGGAUUUGGUCGUCGUCGCGACUCGGUCCAAUUUGACCGCCUCUCCACCUGUCGUGGCUAGCUGCUUGCUAGUGCCCGGUGCUCGAGCUGUUGGUUUCUUGGUUACCGGCGUUCUUGCUUUGCUUUGGGGAUUAUUGGAAUCAUACUUAUCCAGUUCUUCGCUCUACAUGGGAAUAAGUCUGUCUAUCUGAACUGUCUGGUGAGCACAAUUUUAGCGGUAACAAAAUUCUCACUUUGGUGACUGCUGCAAUGAGCCAAUGACAUUCUUCAAAAAUAUGUGAAGAAGAUGUUUAAGAAAAUCUAAAUAGGUCUGACGCCAGAUAGUGGUUAUGGUACAUUAAUCAGAACAGUUUGAGCCAAAACAAGAGCAUGAGAAAAAAUAUUUUUUAACUGGAUCCCAGAGCCUUCAAUGAUAUGGAGACUUCAUCACAUGAUCCUGAAGCAGAAAACAUAAUUGGACAUGAAGAUGAUACAGAAUUCACACCUUGCGAAGGGAUGGAAUUUGAGUCCGAAGAUGCUGCGAGGGAUUUUUACAGCAUAUAUGCAAGAAAUGCAGGUUUCCGAAUUCGGAUCAGCAGGUAUACUCGCUCCAGACGUGAUAAUUCAAUCAUUUCUCGUCGUAUUGUAUGCUCAAAGGAGGGAUUUCAUGAAACUCGUAAUGGUGAAGGCUCCCAUGCUGACCAAAAACAGCAAGAACGGACAGGUACUAGAGUUGGUUGCAAGGCUAUGAUUAUGAUUAAGAAAAUUGGUCCAAGCAAAUGGGUAGUUACCAAAUUUGUAAAGAACCAUAAUCAUGGAGCAGUUCCACCAAAAAAAACUGAUGUUAGGUCAGUAGAUCAGGACCCCAGUCCAAUGGAAAAGCCAAAUUCUAUUGAUGUGGAUCCUAUUGAGGAGCCGGUUGAGGGUAUGGAAUUUGACACUGAAGAAGCUGCAAAAUCGUUCUAUAUAAAUUAUGCGAGUCUUAAUGGUUUCCGUGCACGUAUUAGCAGGUAUUGCCGUUCAAGGCGCGAUAAUUCAAUCAUAUCUCGUCAGAUUGUGUGCUCCAAGGAAGGCUUUCGUGAGGUUCGACCGAAGAAAGAGAUGACAGAUGAAGGAAAAACAAAGCGCCCAAGAAUGAUAACUAGAGUUGGUUGCAAAGCUAUGAUUGUAGUGAAAAAGAUGAACUCUGGAAAAUGGAUGGUUUCUAAAUUUGAGAAGGAGCAUAACCAUUCGUUGUUGUCUUCCAAACCAGUCCAUUGUACAUCUAACAUUACUUCUGGAGAAGUUGGUGAAUUUGCUGCAAAGAGUUCAGAUCCUACUGAAAUGAAGUUUGAGGAAUAUAGUGCAGGAGUUCAAUGUAAUUCUACAGAUUCACUGACUGUACUUUACAACAAUUUAUGUCAGGAGGCCAUGAAAUUCGCAAAAGAAGGGUCAGUCACUGAAGAAAUUUACCAUGUGGCAGUAUCUGCCUUGAAAGAGGCUACUGAGAAGGUUGCUCAAGUCAAAAGGUGUCAUCCAAUGAUGCCACAACGUGUAGUUUCUGUUAGUGAAAACAAACAUAAGGUCCUAUAUAUGAAAACUAUGUAUGCUUCACAAUGUUCAGAUGAGGUCAAACAGAAAAUAGCGCCUUCACAGCUCAAGCUUUUUCAAGAGCCUACCUCCAAUCCAGUGCUUAUACCUACCAACCUUGUGACUGAUUCAGGCUUAUCUAAUUCUGAUGACAAUUCUCCGUUCUCACGUGCUUUCCCCACAAAUGAGGGGCACGGCAGGGAUGGGUCAGAAUGUUCUUAUUUGCACUCUGAGAACAAAUAUGAUGACUCUUCCAAGAAAUAUCAGAAUAGCAGUUCAAAUCAAGCCACUCAGGGAAAGCAUGAAAGUUUUCAUGGACCUUCUGAAGAAACUACGGUUGCUAUUCCUGCAAUACCUCUCACUCUGUACAUGCCUGUGAUGAGGAACUCACCUGGAGCUUCUGCUGAUGGACUGUACAAAGUAUUGGCUGCACCUAUUGAAGCAGUUCCUAUUUCAUACCGUCCUGCCGAACCGAUCAGACAACCAGAAAGAAAUUUUUGUAAUUUAGGUCCAUUGCCAGGUGUUCUGUCUGCACUGAACAGGCGAGGUAAUGGUCCAAACCCCCUGGUGCAUGCUACAGCUCUUGCAUGUGGUGCUCGCGUUGUUCCUCUUGAGGAGGCAGCUUCCUUGAUCAAAGUCAUUGAGUCCAAGAUCAGAUCUGGAGAGGCCACGAUAGCAAGAUUACCUUCAAGCAGCCUGAUGCCUCUAGUUCCCGAGGCAGUCUCCAUGUCAUCUUCUAGUGAAGAUGAUGAGGAGAAUGACCACGGUGAGCCCCUGAUGGGGAAUGCCAAAGUCAACUGCCACAAUGAUCAGAGCUCUGAGGAAAUGAAGUUGCAAGGGGAGCAAUCAGAGUUGGAAACUGAAUCUGAGAAUUGUUCUCCACAUCCUGAAAAAUGAAAGCCAUGAUACCGCUGAUUGCUGACGGAUGAGAAUCAAAGGACAAAAGCUAUCUGAAGAUCAAAGCUACCCUGCAAGAUAAUAAAUUCAUACGAUGAUCUAGAAUAUUUGUGCAUAAUUGAAUUAGGAUUCUAACCACAUGUCUCACUUCGUUUAAGAUUGUGGGUUAACUCAAAUAGUUAACUCCAUUGAAGGGAUUGUAAGAAGAGGACCACCCUUACAAGGUUGGUGGAUAAUCUGUACAUGUACUACUAUAGAAAUCAAAGAUAAAAAAUAUCCAUACUCCAAUUAAUUGUAUCUAUCUGAAGAGAAACUUUUAGCUA
Molecule: messenger RNA, 3057 nt
Organism: Brachypodium distachyon (stiff brome)
Lineage: Eukaryota; Viridiplantae; Streptophyta; Magnoliopsida; Poales; Poaceae
Exons: 5
Coding region: 704-2734 (676 amino acids)
Source: RefSeq, a predicted model, not a curated record